Molecule: messenger RNA, 7656 nt
Organism: Amphibalanus amphitrite
Lineage: Eukaryota; Metazoa; Arthropoda; Thecostraca; Balanomorpha; Balanidae
Product: serine/arginine repetitive matrix protein 2-like
Exons: 22
Coding region: 139-6831 (2230 amino acids)
Biological process (GO): actin cytoskeleton organization
Molecular function (GO): guanyl-nucleotide exchange factor activity; protein binding
Source: RefSeq, a predicted model, not a curated record
CCCUCCCCUCCUCCCUCUCUCCGCCUCCCACACCUUUGUCCGCAGACCGGCCGGUCCGUCGGCCCGUCGCAGAGGCGGGCUCAGGACCACACACCUGGGGGAGCAGGCCAACCCCAGUCCGACGGAGCUCUACCUUACAUGCUACCUCGACUGAGGAUGGGGUUUCAUCCAUCACCACCUGUCUCGACACCCCUCUUCGGUCGGCACCCCUGCUGGCGUCGCCUCUGCGCGCGGCAAGAAGAGGGCGGAGGGUUGCGCCGUCUGCCGGCCCCAGGCACCCAUCACCGUGCGGAGUGGCCGGUGUCUCGGCUGCGGCGGGAGGCACGUGGGGUCAACAGUAGACAGACGACGACUGCGGGCCGGUACUGCGAUCCAGAGGAGGAUGUCACUCUAAACAAGCCGUCAGUGUACUGCAGGGCAGCUCCACCCAGUUCCAGUCUGCGCCGCGAGGUGGCAGCCAGGUCGCGGCCGGUCGGGCCGCUGGCGGAGGCACGGGCGCCGCCGCCAGGGUCACGAUCCGACCGUGGCGCUGCGCCUGGCCACCGCGCCGGUGACAGGACCGGUCGUGACGUGGCCGCUGCCAUGCGAGUCGAAAAUAGCGUCGAACUGGCGUCGCUGGCGGCUGGCGCCGGCCGGCCGAGCGGCCGACGGAAGCCCGCCGCUGGCCCGGCGCCCACUCUCUGUUUACACUUCGCGCCGCCCGAAAUAAAUUUCAGCCAAGGAGAGGUGGCGAACGCGGCGGCCGCGCCGGCAGACGCGGCGCGCAACGACGGUGGCGAGUGGUGGCGUGGUACCGUUCAGCGCGCUCCGCACCUGCCGGCGCCGGCGCGCGCCGUCCCGUGUCGCCGCCCGUGGCCGCAGCUCGCCGGUGCCGAGCGACCAGCCGAGCCCGGCUGCCGAGACCGCCAUGCGGUGACGAUGCCGAGACCUCCUGCCGCGCCGGGGGCGCCGGCGGAGGGCGCGGCGGCGCUGCUGCGCAGACGGGAGGCCUUCAGCAAGGGACACAGCGUGUCGCUCGACUCUGCCGACGGCCUGGUGACGGCGGCGGGCGCGGACGCGGCGCCGCCGGCCGGCCGCGCCGCCGCGCACGAGAGCGGCUCGCUGUCGGACACCGAGGAGUCGGCGCCCGACAGUUCCGUGUUCUCUCGUCUCCGGCUGCGCGUCCGCCAGAGCCCGCCACCGCCGCCACCAGCCGCUCACUCCAAGAAAGCUCCCGAGCGGCCCCAGUCGCCCAAGGCCAAGGCACGACGAGUGGACCGACUUCGUGAGUUUACUGAGCGACUAAGGCACACUGAUCUCAAGUGGGGACGGGACGAGCGAGCCACCUCGAUGAGUCCUCCGGAGCGGCCGCCUCUGCCGGCGGCGGUGGCUCCCACCCCGGUCUCGGCAGACAAGCCGCCCAGCCAGCCUCCGCGCCGCCACCGCCGGAAGGCUCGGCCGCCGCGGCCGCCGCCAAUCGGGGAGAACGCGCCCGUGACCGGACUGGCGCCGGCCAAGACGUCACUGUUUAAGACCAACAGCGCCCCGCCGAGUCCCGAUAGUGCCCCGUCGCGAGACCAGUUGAGUGUUCAGCCCGCAGUGUCUCCGUCGAGCGCGCUCAGUGCAGCGAAUGUGACUACGAGCGCGGCUCGGGCCGCAGCGAAUGUGCCACCGAACGCGACAGUGCGCGCGAGCAGUGUGGGCCCGCCCAGCGUGAGCGAUCGCGCCGCGAGUGCCGCUCUAUCAGCGGGUAGGUCGGACGGUGCCCCUGCCGCCACCCCGCUGUCCGCUGGUGCCAAAGAGACGUCCAAAGAGGCGCCCGUUCGGCCGUCGUUUGGGUACUACACCCAGCCGCGUACUAUCCCCUUCAGAAGCGCCUCCUUUUCACGGUCAUCUCACAGUGGUAUAAACAGGACUGCGCGUCCCGGUAGCGCAUCAGCGCUGACCAUCCAGCCGGUCUACUUCAGCAUCAACAAGCCGGCGGGGACGCCGCACACCACCUCACAAACCCUGCCUAAGAAGUUCAAAGCUCAAAACGCUCCGGUGCCCGAGGAAGACGCCUCCCUUGCGCCAAUUAAACCGACACAUGUGCGUCACAAAUCGGACCCGGUGAAAGACUGGGAGCCUCCGUCGACGGAGCAGCAGUCUGAGCCGCCGGUACAGGCCUCCAACCCCCGCGACAGCCUACUGCUGGACGCCCUGCUGAAAGAGAUCAACUCGGACACGUGCUUGCUUGACCGGGAUGACAAACAGACCGCGGCAGCGGCUGCGGAUGAAACGCCAGUGAGCACCAAGUCUGGUGAGGACGGCACGUCUAGUGCCCCAGCUGCGCACGCCGGCUCCGACUCGACGCAGCUGCCGCAGCCAGCCGAGGCCAUCGCUCAAAGCUCCGCUAACGAAACUGACACACCGGCCGAGAACACUGCUGGGAAGUCUGCCAAGCAGACAGCAGAGUGCUCGACGCCGCCGGCCGACGGCAAACAACCACUCUCGAACGAGACAAAGGCGACUGACGACGCGCCACAACCCGUCUCGCCUCCAGCCGCGUGUGACGAGCCACCCGCCGCUGCGGCCGCCGCAGUAAGUGGCAACGCGGCGCCGCCAAACGACCUUAGCCAAUGCAAACAGGCCGAACCGACUGAAAAUAGUGGCGUCGAUCAAGAAGAUAAUGUCGCCCGCAGCGGAGCGAACGCUAGCAGUGACAGCGGCAGCGCGAACAUUACGGCACAACCAGACGUGGGUGGUGAUGCACUUGCCUCUUCUGAUGGGCCAGCGCCGCCGCAGAAAGAAGAACAGGAAGCUGUUAGUAAUGCAGCGACACCAGCCACUCAUGAUUCAGAGACUCAGGCGGAAAGUAGCGGGACCAAGUCCUCGGCAGAUGACGAUGUGCCCCUGCGGCUACGACAGGCUCAUGAGGACGUCCUCAACAUCAACUUGGACCAGUUGGAUGAGGAUGGUGCUGAAGCCAUCAGCCAGGUGCAGGAGAACUUCCGACAGGCCGUGAAGAUGGCCGUUGAGACUCUGCUGAGUGAGGUCAGCGCUGGUGACGAGCAGACUGAACUGACCUCACUGCCUUCCGGCGCUGAUCAUGAGCGUGAAGUAGCUCAUGUGCGAGUUGAGGGAAAGGAGGUCGUAGACGAGUGGACCGGAGCGGAGGACCUGACCACCACGGUCACCUCUGUGCGGAAGGAGCAGCGUCAGGCUGACCAGACGCUGCCUCCGCUGCUGGAACUGGAAGGAAAAGCCGCCGGGAUCAGCCAGCACGGUGACACUACUGAGCGUCGCCAGGUGCGGCCACGACGCUUCAAGUCCAAGAGUCUUUCUCCUGUGCCGUUCCGAGUUGCCGAGGAACAGUUACCGCAGCUGGUAGAGGAAGCCGCUGAGCCUGAGACUCUACAGCGACCGGCAGCGUCCCGAGCCAAGUCGCGGAGUCUUGAGCACAAACAGCGCAGCUUUGAUUUGCUGGACCGGCCGCCGCGGGAGCGUAAGCGCAACCAGAAGCGGAAGGAGAAGGUGGGAUUCAUGCUGACUACGGAUCAGGAUAGUCUAAGCUCAUCUUCAUCCGACGAAGCUCAUUCCCGGGGCCGGAGUCAGACCUUGGAUCCAGACUUCGCUCGGCCCAAGGCAGAGAAGAUGCGACUGAAAAGUCACAGUGCUCGCGGCCGCACCACCAGUGAUACAGCCACUCUGCGACCCCUUCUGACGCAUCAGUCUCACAUGGGAGAGCUUCUCACCCUCGACGAGCCACUGCGAUUCGGGAAGGGUCGCCGACACGCCUCGCCCUCGUUCCUCUCCUACGACAGUGACGUGGAUAGGUUUCCGCGCAGCCCGCACGGACCUCGUCGCCGCCUCCGCGGUCCCUACGGCGAAAUGCUGGAGGGAAAGAUGAGUCGAGGUGAUACGAACCGUAUGGCUCGAGAUGACGACUCUCUCAAAUUCCUCUCGGCCUUGGUCGAGUCUGCCUCUCCUUCCCCCACGCCUGCCAAUUCCUCUCCUCGCGUAUCUCGCCAGGAGAGGAGCUCGGGUCCUCCCCGAACUCCCUCGGACGGUGAGCUGGUGCAGCUCGAGCCGAGUCACGUGCGCACCGUCUCGUCACCGUCUGAGCUGGCGCACUUCUCGGAGCUGCUGUCGGAGGGGUAUUACGACGGUGUCAGUCCGGCCGCUGAGGGCCUCAUCUCUCAGCUGACCGCCCAGGAGGUCGGGCAGCUGCGAGCCCAGCCCAGGAAACGGGGCCGGCGGUUGUUCGUGAUAGGGGAGCUGCUGGACACGGAGCGGUCCUACGUCGAGUCUCUCCGGCUGCUGAUGAGUUAUUCGCGCAAACUCCGGGAGCCUGAACCAGGAGCCCUCAUCGAGCCCAACACACUGCUGGACAUAUUCCACAUGAUUCCCGAAAUUCUGGAGAUCCACGAGGACUUUCUUCGCGAGUUGCUGCUGCGAGCGGACAACUGGAGCAGCCAGCAGGGGAUCGGAGAGGUCUUCCUCGACAAACUGACCCAGCCGUGCGUGCUGGACACAUACACGGCGUUUGUCAACAACUGGCCCACGGCCAGGGAGGCGCUCAGAAGGGCGUGUCAGCUCAAACCGGGACUGGCCAAAUAUUUGGAGAGUUUGGAGAGGUCCAAUAAGCGGAAGCUCAGUUUCACCCACCUGCUCAUCAUGCCAGUGCAGAGGAUACCGCGCUACGAACUGCUACUGAAGCAACUGGUGGCGCACACGCCUGCCGACCACCCGGACCUGGAGCCGCUGCGGUCGGCGCUCGCCGAGGUCCAUCUGCUGGCCACGCGCAUCAACAGCCUCGAGCAGGAGACCAUGCAGAACGAGGCGCUGCUACAGAUGCUGCGGGAGGUGGAGGCGGCCGUGGACGGCCUGGACGGCUUGGUCACUCCGGACAGGGUGCUCGUUCGGCAUGACCAGGUCACCAUGACGAGCGCGCUGGGUACCAAGAAGGACCGCUGUCUGUUCCUCUUCAACGACCUGCUGGUGAUCGCAAGUUCCAAACGGCGCACUGGCACGGCGCGAAAACCCUCCACGGCGCUGGAUGGCUCUGUUACUGGUCUGGAGGCCAACAAGUACAAAUUGCUCAUGAAAAUACCGCUGGCCGACCUCAACAUUGCCCGAUCAAAGGACGAGAACCUCAGCUCACUUCUGAAAGAGGUGGAGAAAAUUGAGGAGGAUAUCACUACACUGAGACAGAUCGGCAUCAUGGUCUGCAAACUGCACUGCAACCACUACCAGGUGGAGGAGCUGGUCAAGGAGAUGGCAAACGUGCUGAACAAGCAGCUGGCCGAGCGGCACCGGGCCGACAGUCAGCUGGUGAUGACGCAGCUCAAUGUCACCACGCCUGACGGCAUUGAAAACAUAUCGAUGAACUUCCCGGAAAUUGAGAAACGUACAGCGUGGGAACAAACCUUCAAUGAAACGAAACAGAAACUAGCUCUGUCGGCCGAGCGGCGUCCGGUACCCGAGUUCCUGUACCCGCUGCCCAUCCGGAAAACACGCGCCGGCCUGCAGUUUACCUGCGCCGCGGCCACCCCGAGUCUCAGCUCGCGGCAGUGCAGUGACGUCUGGGUCUGCAAUAGUGACGGUUACGUGGGUCAGAUCUGCGUGCUGAGUCUCCGACCGGAGCCGACAGUUACCUCCUGUAACGGAGUUUGUAACUCACGCAUCCUGUGCAUCGCUCCGGUUCCCGGUUUGACGCUCAGGAUAAACGGCUCGCCCGAGCCGACGCGCUGUGCUUCCACCCCUCCCACGGGUAGUGAGCCUCCGGCGGCCGCGCAGAGCGGGGACGAAAAGUCCGGCACCAUCGACCUCGACAGCUCGUCGGACUCCUCGGACUCUGACGAGUCCCGCGCGGACGACUGGCGGGACGACUCCUCAGCUACCGGCGGGGGCGGGGGCGGCGCAGCCGGCCAGGCCGACCAGCCGACCAUGUGGCUGGGCACGGAGGACGGCUGUAUCUAUGUCUACAACUGUGCCGACUACGUGCGCAUCAAGAAGACCAAGGUGAAGGUGCAGCUGGGUUCUGCGGCGCACGCCAUCGUCUACCUGGAGGGCCGCGUGUUCGUGGCGCUGGCUAAUGGGACAGUGUCGGCCUACAGCAGGGUGGAAGGCAGCUCCUGGGACAUGCAGAGUCCGGAGGUGAUCCAGGUCGCGUCUACCGCUGUGAACAGACUCGCAGUCGUCUCUGGUAAACUGUGGGCCUGCUCUCAGAACAGGAUACGGGUCAUUAAUCCCACCACCAGCGCUAUCGAGCAAACUGUGACUGUGAGCAGCGACAGCCAGGCCACGGUACAGGCUCUGGUGCCGUCUGGUCUGGGAGUGUGGCUCAGCUUUCACAACCUGGGCACGGUGCGACUGUUCCACACAAUCACAUUCGAGAUGAUCUGCGAGGUGGACGUCACGUCGGCUGUCACUCGCAUGUUGUCGGGCUGUGACGACAUAAUCCGUCAGCACAAGACAGCGUGUCUGCGCGUCACCUCACUGAUGGUGUGUAAGGACCUGCUGUGGAUCGGCACGUCUGCCGGCGUGAUCCUGAACCUGCCGCUGCCGCUGCUGACCACCACCACCAGCUGGCUGACCAACACGCUCAGCAUCGCAGGUAUUUCUCACGGUCACACGGGUCACGUCCGGUUCCUGGCCUCCGUCGAGUCCACCACAGAGGUCAUGGCACCCACCCGAUACCGACAUGCUCGUGGCAGCGCAAAGGUCAAGGACAAAGCACAGGUCAAGGCCUCGGUGGGUAAGGUUCUGGUGAUAUCCGGCGGCGACGGUUACGAGGAUUUCCGCUCGUCGGGGUCGGAGCUGUCUGGAAGGGACGACUCCACCAACCAUCUACUCCUGUGGCGAGUGUGAACGAGGAGUCAACCAGUUGCGUGCUGCUGAGAUGGCAGAUUUGUGCACUGUGUGGGCGGUAAAUCCACCGUGCAUGGGCUACCCAGGCGUGUGGAGGAAGGAAGAUUCAUUACCAAGGGCCUGCUUAACUCCUGAGACGCGUCUGAAGGACAAGUCGGCCAUUUACCUGUUGUUGAAGAAGAAGCAGGCUACAACUGCAACAACUGUAUUGAAUGGCUCUUGCAACACGGCUCGCACAAUCUCAUUUGAGCCUCCAUAAUCUACCACGUGUCAAGUAUUUAAUUGAAGAGCUUAUGAUGAUCUGUCAAGAACAGCGAGGUUUAUGAUGCUGUAUCGUUAUUCCUUUGCUGACUCUUUGUGUUAGGCAUGAGCUUGGAGUUGUCGGUUCAUGUCGAAUUGUUGAACAAUAACAUCAGUAAAGUUGGCACAGAAAGAGGCUUGCUGUUGGUAUGGGAUAGGCAGCUAGCUAUGCGCGGCAUGCGAAUAUUUAUUAUAGCUCAUACAUCGUAUCUGCCGAUCGCUGCUGAAAUACUAAUUGACUUUGAGGACGGCUGGUUUCUCGCUGUGUAGAUUGAAGGUUCCAUGUUAAUCAGAAUCUUCUUUUUAUUCUGGAAGUUGACUGAGGUUAGACUGUUGGUGCGGUGGUCUUUGAGUAGGUACUGCCGUGUGCCGCUCGGUAACCUAGGGUCUACUCGUGGCGCCCUCACUCGCCAGUAAACAAGUUUGUGACGCUUCUGGUCUUCUCGAGUUUCAACAAUGGCUCGUAUGUCUAUUUUGUAUCUGCACUUAUCGUUCAUCGAAGCAAUAUAUCGAGAGGCGGCAAAA